This is a messenger RNA of Folsomia candida, 2598 nucleotides long. Its product is annotated as hydroxymethylglutaryl-CoA lyase, mitochondrial. NCBI's taxonomy places the organism in Eukaryota, Metazoa, Arthropoda, Collembola, Entomobryomorpha, Isotomidae. Gene Ontology annotation, biological process: L-leucine catabolic process; ketone body biosynthetic process. The record is from RefSeq and is a predicted model, not a curated record. Bases 1504 to 2502 code for a protein of 332 amino acids. The transcript has 7 exons. Gene Ontology annotation, molecular function: hydroxymethylglutaryl-CoA lyase activity.
UAUGUUUAUACCAUAAUCUUAGGUUCUGAGACAGUGUAACUUUAUGAACUGAUAUUGGCAUAAUAUUGAGACUAGUCUUUCAAAGAUUUAUUUACAACACAUCACGCAUCUCAGUCAGUUAAGCUGCCACAUUUUUAGUUAUGGGUAAAAUAAUACGAAUCUGAAAGGUUACAUCAUAAAUAUUUCCCUAUCAAGGAUUUCCAGAAGAGCUGAUUUCCAAAUCCGAACUACUAGUUAAUUUUUUAAGUGUGCCAAGCUUUCACCCAGAAUUAUCUCCAAUGUUCAACACGAGCUACAAACUGCUUCAUGUCCGAAUUCUUUUCAAAGAUGCGAGUCGAAGUUAUGGGACUUCUUCAGGGAUUUCAGUACCUACAUUGACAAACUAUAAACCUGUUGAGAAGUUAAUGUUUAUAAAGCAUUUAGCAUUGGUUUGAUUGCACAUAUGCAUGUAACAGUAAUCAGUAUGUAUGCAGAUAGAUAUUUAUUUAUUGCUGAAUAUUAGAUCAAUGAACAGUCAAUUUCACGACACAUGCACGUGCUACAUUAUGAAUCACUGUGUAUUUCGCCUACCUAAUUGUGUGAACAUGUAAAGUGUCUUUUUAGCUAUUUUGCUAUAUAGAUAGACAUAACAUUAUAUUAUACUUCGGCGUUGAAGUUUAGCUAAUGAUACUAACUAACUAAUAUGUGCACAUUAGUGCACAAACCUCGAAAAAUUAUCUCCUUGUUCCCUAUUCGUAUGAAAACAAAGGCAGCAGUAGCAGUGCGCUACUUGAUUAUCUACGAGACGACCUAUCUUAAUAAUAUCAAUACCAUAACGUUUAUUUCGUUAAAAAAGUCCCCUUCACCAACUCUAACCUGUAAGCCGACGUAUGAUAAUUAUCACUUCGUGUUAUGCAACCUAUAAAAGAGGAUUCUACAGGUCUAGAUUUUUCCAAUUUAAACUAUUGUCAGUCAAGUAAAUAAUUUUAACUUUCCGCAUUACUUCCAAUUAGUUGUAGGUCAAGGUCAUGUAGUACUAUUUAUCGUCAUACUGACAUGAUUAAUCACAGGCACGCUAUGAACAGGCGGUCAGGUGAUUGAAUUAUCAGUCUUUAAAAAGUUGAAGCUCUUUUUUCCACUACUCAGGAUUGGUUGAGUUCAAUUUAAUAUCGUGUGAUAAGUUACAUACGUCAUUUCUUGAUACUGUCGUCGUAACUAAAUCUUUGCAUGAAAACAGAGAACAAACAUGUUUGGUGGUCUAUGUUUUUAUGUCAACUAGUUGUUUAGGAGCAGGCCAUAACUAACAAGCAGAUGAUUCGACACUUUAUAGAAUUUAAAUUUACAAACUGUACAUUUCAGACUGAAACGUCUCUUGAGUAGUUUAUUUUCAGAACUGAAACUCAGUGCGACAUUUAAUCAUAGCAUUUCCUUGUAUAAUAAGUUUUGUGCUUUUUUCUGUUGGUCGUGUGUAUUUUUGUGCUGUGCUCGCAUUCAAGGGAGGCAAUAAUUUUUAACGCCACGGUUAUGGUUCGCGUUUGCUGUAAUGAACAAAGGGCUGAAUGGGAUGUCAAAAUAUGGGAAAAGGUGCAGCUGCCCUCAUUCCGACUCGGACACAAGCCGUCCUACCCCAAGAAAGUCCGCAUAGUGGAAGUCGGUCCUCGGGAUGGGCUACAGAACGAGAAGGUCCUCGUCCCUGCCGCCGACAAGGUCGAGUUCAUCAACAGACUCUCCCAGACCGGUCUCCAAACGAUCGAAGUUACCAGCUUCGUCUCACCAAAGUGGGUUCCACAAAUGGGAGACCACAACGAAGUUUUCACUGGAAUUGAAAAGAAAACUGGAGUGAGUUAUCCGGUCUUGGUUCCUAACGUGAAAGGCCUUCAUUCCGCGUUAAAAGUUGGAGCAAAAGAAGUUGCAAUUUUUGGGGCUGCAUCAGAGACUUUUAGCAAGAAGAAUAUUAACUGCACUAUUUCAGAGUCAUUACAACGUUUUAGUGAGGUUGUAAAUGAGGCUAAGAAGGAAAAUCUAAAGGUUCGAGGCUAUGUUUCCUGUGUAUGUGGAUGUCCUUAUGAAGGUGCAAUCGCGCCUAACGCUGUUGCUAAAUUGGCCAAAGAAAUGUACGACAUGGGCUGCUAUGAAAUAUCGCUGGGCGACACAAUUGGGGUGGGAACUCCAGGAACAAUGCGGGCCGUUUUGGAAGAAGUACUAAAAGUUUUACCUGUGGAAGUCGUGGCCGUCCACUGCCAUGACACAUAUGGACAAGCACUGGUCAAUAUCAUUACUGCAUUAGAGAUGGGUGUUAGCGUGGUGGACUCGUCCGUCGCAGGUCUCGGGGGGUGUCCUUAUGCCAAGGGUGCAAGUGGAAACGUAGCCACUGAGGAUGUUGUUUACAUGCUGCAAGGGAUGCAGAUCGACACGGGCGUUGACUUUCAGAAGUUACUAUCCGCGUCCGAAUUCAUAUGCACAGUGCUAAACAGACCAACAAAUUCCAAAGCAGGGCUGGCCCUAGCUGGAAGGAAAGGUUAACAAACUUCAAUGUCUAACCAAAAAUGAAUUGACUUUGAUUAAGAAUUUCUACACUGCGCUAAGAAUACCAUGACCGAGGAUCUGAUCUGAUUUUCA